This is a messenger RNA of Phoenix dactylifera (date palm), 2680 nucleotides long. RefSeq lists its product as uncharacterized. The record is from RefSeq and is a predicted model, not a curated record. NCBI's taxonomy places the organism in Eukaryota, Viridiplantae, Streptophyta, Magnoliopsida, Arecales, Arecaceae.
GUCCAAAAGCGCUUACCUCUUUUCCCCUCCUCGAUUCCCGGACCCACAUUUAACGGCUCUCUUGCAGGCUCCUUAACAUCCCGCCCGUUGUACAAAAUUAUUUUGAAUUCCUUGAGGCUUCCUUUUUUUUGGGUCUCUCUUAGUCUCUCAUCCUCUCUCUCUCUCUCUCUCGUGAAAAAAAAAAAAUGGGUCUUUGUUUCAGCAGGAAGAAGAGCCCUUCCCCCCCUCCUGAUCCCGCAUCAAAAUGUAUCCCAAAUGAGAAGAAGGUGGAGAAGAAGAACGAGAAGGAAAGAGGGGUAGCAGCUCAGCCAGCGGCAAAAGCAGCCGCUGAGACGAAGCCGGUGUUUGUUGUCACUCAGAAGGGUAAGAAGAAAGGGGAGACACCCACAAAGAAGAUCCCACAAAAAGAAGAUGGCAGCAAUGGCAGGGAUCGGAGUCCUUUGGCGGUCGCCGUCCCACCGGCCGCCCCGGUGAGGACAUCGAGCUGCACGAAAGAGGAGAUGGAUGCUGCACUCAUCCAGUGCGGUCGCCUCAGCCAGAGCUCCUCAGAGAAGGCCUCUAAUGCGAACGGGGGUGGGCAUAGGAAGUGCUCGGGCUCGAAGCGGAGCUACGAUUUCGAUCACGAGAAGAAGGGGGAUGAGGAUUGGGAGAAGCCAAUCUCUAGGCCUUCUCCCCACCGAAGGACGCCUGGCAGAGAGCGGUCCGGGAUCAGGGAAAGGAGCAGCGGUGGGGGAAGGAGGAGGGCGAGCCGGUCUCCAGGGAGGAGAUCCGAAGUUCCUACUUCAUCUGGCUCUCCCAGUGAUAGAUCGAGGCAGCCUGCCAAGAUGGUGUCGGUCCCGGCGAGGGAGAAGGGUAGUGGGUCCUCUGCUGUGGCUGACAGGAGAGGUGGGGAACGGAGGAGUGCGUCCCCUCGGUCCCGCUCACCUGCAAAUACCACAAGGACGGGAAAUGAGAAUACCCUGCAUCACAAUCCUCAGCCUCAAUCUCUCGGCCGGAGCUCAUUGAGAAAGGCCGAGCAGUCGCCCUGCAGAAGGAGCCCGAUGGCCGAGAUAGAUGACAACUCCCUCAGGGGAGACCAGGCUGGAGGCAGCAACUACAAGGCCCAGAAAACCGAAGAAGGGGGGGAGGAAGGGUUGAGGAAGCUCAGCCAAUCACACACUCAGAAAGCGAGCGAAAACAUUGCCCAAAUGCGCAAAUUCGAGCAGAGAGACGGAGGAGCGGUGGCGGUUUCGAAUGGGCUUAGAAGCAAAAGCAAUGCCAUCAGCAACUCUGUUCGCGAGCAGCUAAUGAGCUGCCGAGCGAGGGAUGGGCCACUGGAAACCGCGAUGGUGGAGGGAGCUGUGCAGGUCGAAGGGGCUCCGACGGAUGGCGAGGCUCCUCUGACGAGCGUCGGGGCGGAGAGCCUGAACCCAAGAACCACAACAAGGUGUAGAUCUUUGAAGAGAUCUUCCAGAGAUUUCGACCAUGCUCCAGGUCCGAACCCAGAGUGUCACCUCGAUCCGACGUCCUGCACCUCCUUCCUGCUCGAAGAUAUCCACAACUACCACCAGCGGAGCGCUGCUUUUUCUCUCCCCGCUUGCGUCUCCAAGGCCUGCUCCAUCCUCGAGGCAGUGGCUGAUCUCAACUCCUCUUGUUCUGAGAACAGGAGCUCUCGACCAGAGCGGUCUGACAACAAUAACGGCGCGCUCCAUGGGCGAUUCGGAAGAAGAAGGGGUUUGGUUCCCAAGGGGCCAUUCAUUGAAGAAUCCGAGAUCAUCGCGAGGGAUGAUCUGAUGGAGCCCGGCCUCCACAAAUAUGUCUCGGUGCGAGACUUGGGAGGUGAGAUGGAGCCGCAAGAAUCAGCGGGGAGCAAUAGCUUCAUAGGACAGCCCUGGUCUUCUCCUUGGGAGCCCAAUUCAAUCGAUUCCACCGACCGCGAUUGGACCUCGCAUUCUAACAAUGGCGACGAAGUCGAACAGCAGCGGCAAGAGUCGAUGCCAGGGAUUGCCCUAGACUCUGAAGCUCGGGGCAGGAGACUGAGGGGAGGAUCUAGCAGCAGCAACAGCCUCCCAACGACAACAUCAUCGGGUUGCAAGGAGAGAGAUUCCGAUCAUCAUCGCCGGCGUCGCCGUGGUCGUAGCGGUUUUGGUGGUGGUGGUGGGAGUGGAAAAGCCGGUGGUACUCGGUCCUCGUCACUUCCUGGUAGCUCUUCUAGCAGCAAUAUCAUGUGGCGUUAGUGUCUGCAAAGCAAGACAGUUUGCUCUUCAAAGAAGUGAUUUUUUAUCCUAUACAUUGUUCAAGCCAUGUAUGUAUAUAUAUGUACACCCUUUUUAUUGUUCUUGUUGAUGCAGAACCGGUUGCUGAUCACUGCUGAUUGUGGAAGACGUCACAGUUGUGGAGAUGUUUUAGUCGUGGAUGAAGUUUGAGAUCAACCAUCUAAGUUCCGCUUCGUCUAGUCAAAAGUCCUUCUGAAUUCAAACUCUGUUUCGAACGAGUCAAGAGUUCGAAUUCAGAAGAACUUAUGACUAGAUGAAGCGAAAAUAAGAUGGUUGAUCCCAACUCUUCCUUAAUAGCAACUUCAUCCACGACUGAAACAUCUCCACAGCUGUGACGUCCUCCACGAUCAGCAGCGAUCAGCAACCCUACAUCACUUGUUGUGUCUAGUAUUCAAUAGAAAGCUCGAAUCAUUUUGUUCCAGUGU